Molecule: messenger RNA, 4579 nt
Organism: Daphnia carinata
Lineage: Eukaryota; Metazoa; Arthropoda; Branchiopoda; Diplostraca; Daphniidae
Product: ral GTPase-activating protein subunit beta-like
Exons: 25
Coding region: 110-4510 (1466 amino acids)
Biological process (GO): activation of GTPase activity; regulation of small GTPase mediated signal transduction
Molecular function (GO): GTPase activator activity
Source: RefSeq, a predicted model, not a curated record
GUUCUUCCCAACAAGUCGUCAAGAAUCUUUAGAGGAAAUUCCGUGAGGAAAAAGUGUAGUUUGGUCCAAUUUUUCACCAAAUUUAUGUCUUUAAAAUAUGUUGAUGUAAAUGAAUCUUGGGGUUUUGAACCGCAUGAAUUCUAAUCAAAAGGAGGACAAGGUAUAUCAAGAAAAGAUGUAUGUCGACUGGUCCUCCUUUUCAUUCUUCAACCAAAGCAACCACAUAGAAAAUAGAUCUGUAUUGACAUCUUUACCUUUAUCUCCUGAUGCACUCAAGCAAAUAGUUGCAUUUGUUGUGCAGCCAAUAGCAGCCAAUAUAGGUAUUACCCAUCCAUCACCUCAUUCAGCAAAAUUGACUACUGACAGGGAAGUCAACUGGUGCAUGGAAGUUAUUGGUUAUGGAUUAACUUUACCACUUAACACAGCAACAACAGAACAUGAUUCAAUACGGGAUUGUGUUCAUGUUUACUGUGAGUGGCUCUCAGCAUUACUGCCUCAACCAAAGUCGGCUGUUCCCCUGCCAUUGUUAAAGCUACCUAAUCAUUAUUCCAGAAAAAUUAUUUAUCAACUAUUUCAAAUAUUCAUUCCUAGACCUGGAGAAGCACCGGAUUUGAUAAAUCGCCAAGCUGUUCUUUGUCAUAGAGUCCUCCGAACAAUCCAAUCGGUUGUUAUAAACUCCUCAAUAAUUGACCAGGAUACAUGGGAUUCGCUUCUUUUGCUACUUCUGACCGUCAACGAUGUCCUUUUAGCUCCUCCUACUGUUCCAAAUGAUAUAGGCGAUCAGCUUUGUGACCGCGUUUUAAGUGUGCUUUUCGAGAUUUGGCUUCAUGCAUGUGCCAAGAGCUUUCCGUCCCCUCGGAUGUGGAAAACUUUAACCGAACUUGCCCAGUCCUGGCGGCAUCGCACGAGUUUGAUCACUCAAUGGAAUCGAAUCAAUUUGGCCUUAACUUCGCGAUUACUUUCUGAGUUGUACGGUCCAGCAUUUCUUAAAUACGCUACAAAUGAUGAAUAUAUGCUAGUUCCGUCCCAAUUAUCCGGUGAGGUCUUGGCCCAAACUUGGUAUAGACUAUUGCACUGCAUAGGCAAUCCUGUUCAACUGGCACGUCCAAGCGUAAUAAGCCAGACUCACAAGUUUUUGCAAUAUACGAUCAUCAGUUCUCAACUUUCAGAUCCCAGUCUGCACCCAUGUCUUUUUUCAUUACCAAGUAUCUUUGUAGAAGCAAUGAAAGGGGUUGCUGGACUGGUUGAUGCAUUCCUAGGCUUGCGUUCUUCCGUUUUCCCACAUGAAAGGACGGAUCGUACCACAUCUAGUGGGAAUUCGGGGCGUUCGACACUUCCAACUGAUUUUGCUGGGGCUUCAUUACCGUCAAACGCGAUGUCCCACAGAGCUCGAUGUAAUUCUCUAUUGCAUCUGUUCGGUUCGUGGCUGUUUGAGGCAGCUCUGAUUGACUGUGAGACCCAAUUCAGUGUUAAAACUUCGGCCGUUGAAUCCAACACCUCAAGUCUGCACAUGGCUGACAGGUCGCGUGCAUCAAGCGUUAGUGUCACAAGCGAAUCAUCACUCCAAUCAAAUCGUCCACGUAGUGCUACCGUUGUUGAGCUACCUUCCGAUACUUCCAUUGGGGGUACGGCAAUAGAAGGAUACGAAAAUGGCCGAGCAGAAGCAUUAGGAGCUCUCUGUCGCAUUUUUUGUUCAAAGAGUACAGACGAAGAAAUAUUGCCGCAGUACCUUGCUCGCUUUUACUUGGUGAUAAAUAAUGGUCUAAAAAUUAAAGAGGAAAAGUUUAUCGGUGAAGCCAUGGCAAGCAUUUUGUUGCAUUCUGCUGAUUUGUUUCGUGUUAACCUAGAUGGCGUUUUUACGCUGAUUCCAUCAGUUAUAGAAUCUUUGGAAGUUAUUUUGCUGGCCAAAGAUCUCAAAAUCAGACCUAGUGUAAACCGAGUAGAUCUACGACGGGCCUCUAUCCAUGUGCUUUUAUCAAUCUUGGCCGCACCUCUUCAUUUUCACUCAUUACCAAUCAAAGAAUUGGCUGGAUCUCUUGGUGAACGCAAUGCGUUACCGACAGUUUUUUCCAAUAUCCGCCCACGCCUGACGCAACUUGUGCUGUCUGCUUUACAAGUGGAAACAGAUUCUUUGAAUAGUCAUCUUCUUUUAGGUGGUUUGGCCAGCCUAAUCCAAGAUUUGGCAGCAUUUGAACAGCCUGAGCAAAGUACAGUAUCGCUGGCGCCGAACACUUAUCCUACCCCGAUGCAAGCUGAUAGUGCAUCAAACAUGAUGUCUUCAACUUCAGAUACCCACAGUUGUCAUAGCACAAGUUCUAACUCGUAUCCCAGUGUAAGUGAGAUAACAUUCGACUCUCACCUUGAACAUGAUGCGUCAUACUCCGACAGGAUGUCUUGCACCGGACCGCUUUUAACAUUUCCUCUAGGGUCUUUCCAUGGUGUGGUGAACGCCACCUUCCAUCUGGUAUCUUCCAAGCUUCUUGCAUUAUGGAAAGCAGAUCUAAAUACUUCUCUUGCUGCACUGGAACUCCUUGCAUUUAUGGCGGAGAUUUUGGCGAAGCUACGAGUUCCUGAUCAACGGGAAAGUCGUCGAGUAAUUCGCGUUCUUUGCGAGUAUAUUUCGGUGCAGUGUUCUCGCCCACCACCGGCACAUUCCAAAGACCUUCAUUCUACGAUAGUUGCAGCUUUUAAUUGUUGUGCCUCGUGGUUGUUCGCACAUCCUUAUCUGGCAACGGACUCCGAAUGCAUGAAUCUCAUUCUUCAGGUUAUAGAACUGGGAAUCUCCGGGUCAAAGUCGCAGACAGGGAAAGCUGGCGAAAUUCUACAGCUGAAACAUGAAAAACACUUGAAGCCUGUAUCUCUUCGGGUUCGUGACGCUGCGGAAUUUUUACUAACGUCUUUGGUGGAACAAGUUGGUAACUUUCCUUCCCCAACUGGAACUGACUCUCUAUCCUGCCUUUUAAAUGAAGAAGACCUGUUGCAAAAAUCAUGUGUACCGAAAACUGACUCCAGUAAAUCUCCCAUCUCAGCUUCCCAGCAUUUCCGAUAUUUUGCUGCAUCAGAAGGAACCAUUCUACUUGGUGUGUUGGAGCAGUCUCCUAGCAGAACGUUAGACUCCGACCCCAUGGUUACAAUCCUUAUCCGCAAUCAAUUUGGCCGGCAAGUUUGGGCUUCGCAGAUACGUCACUUACCACGACACAAGUGUGGAGUUCACAGCUAUAUGGUCAAUCCUGGGCGACCCUUGCCAAUGAACGAUUUUGGACCGGUAUUCGCCUUUGAGCCGCAGUACUUUCCUGAAUCUGUGGAUCGAGUGCGGCGUUGUUUGGCAGAUAAAACACUACCUAGUAUGGACACGCCAUUAAUGAUCGACGAUCGCAUAGCGGCAGAAUUAGACAAACUUGGUAGAUUGGUCGAUGGGUCAGUAACUUCAAAAAAUUCAGAAGUUCAAGAAGAAACUGGAGCUAAGCUGGAGUGCCAAUCUCCUCCGCUCUGUAACGAAUUUCAAACAGCCCGGCUAUUCUUGUCGCAUAUCGGCUUCCUUUCUGUUGAGGGCCUUCAAGAAAACUCCAUUAGAGGAAGUUCAUUAAUUGGAUUAGAUGCAUCUUCUGCACAUUUUUCAGAAGACUUGGAUUCUCUCGACCGAUUGGGAAGCCGUAGUCAUGACACAGUUUGUGUGUUUUACGUUCGGUCAGGACAAAAAGACAGUUACGAUAUCCUCUCCAAUACGACGUUGACCUCAUCAUUGAAUCCGCAUUUUGUGGAAUUUCUGCAAACUUUAGGAUGGUCUCAAGCACAAGUGAAAGCCGACUUCGAAAAAAGGAUAGGAACAGACUUCGAAACAAAUUGUCUUCAAGUAAAUUUCCAAUACCUUUACUGGGCUGACGGAGUUUCCGAAAUCUUAUUUGGUGUUCCGGCCUUAAACUCGUCUUUGACAUCAUCAGUAUCUUCACCAUUUCACCAGUCAUCGACGCCGUGUCAAUCGUUGGAAAAUCAUUUGAAAACCGAAGAAAGACAAACAUCCCCGUCCAAAAGAGUCACCAAAAAUGCUAGUUUAUCCAUUUCGGAAGUUAAAACGGUCGUCGUGUGGUGUGAAAGCUUUGAGGACCACCAUCAUUUCCCAAUUGGUGACUUGCUGGAGACGAUUUGGAAUGGCCGUGAUAACGUUGGACACGUGAAAACAGAAGAAUUAGUAGGCGACUGCUUCAUUAUUUUUAUUCAUGCGCAGCAGUCAGGAUUAUACCGUAUUCAUUUGCGAGGACCUCAUUCGAAGUUAAAUUUUGCUACGCCGUUGGUUGACGGAAUGGUAGUGUCUCGUCGUGCACUCGGAUCACUUGUAAGACAGACUACCGUGAAUGCUGGAAAACGCCGACGUCUGGAUCAUGACAGUUACCAACUUCCACACAUUCGCCGUAAACUGAAAAUAUCAGAAAUUGCGACGAAGUAUCGGUCGGAAAUGGAUGUCCCAUCGUUUUAUUCAAGCUUAUUUUACAGUCCUGAUGUAGGACCUUAAAAUCUUUAUUUAAAUGUUAUUCGAAAAUCCUGUCAUUAGAUUAAAAAUAAAGUGUACUUCUUCACUUUU